Molecule: messenger RNA, 1332 nt
Organism: Serendipita indica DSM 11827
Lineage: Eukaryota; Fungi; Basidiomycota; Agaricomycetes; Sebacinales; Serendipitaceae
Source: the annotation of a GenBank genome assembly
AUGAGUUUGAUGAUUACCUCAUCCCAACAAGCAUCUCCUGCAUUACCCGAUCAUCAACUGAAAGUAGCCCCUGACCGCACUCUGAUGUCCGCCGCACCGGAUGUCGACCUUCGAAUGCGUGCUUCCCUCACCACCGAUCCAUUUGCUGAAUCUCCUCAAAGAUUGGGUAUGAUUAUCGAAUCACCGGUGUCUAUUUCACGUUCAAAUCGCGUCCCGGGCUUUGAGACGAUACCGGACGUCCAUUCCUCCGCGGAGAAGAGUCUUGACAAGCAGCUUGGUGAAGUGAUUGGAGUAGCUAAUAUCGCCGCUAGGCGUUUAUCUCAUGCUGACACCCUCCCUCGAGACAUUCUUCAGCGAGUAUUUUUUUUCUACGCUGCCGACUUGCAACGAGACGCAAGCUCUUCACCAUUUGCAGCCCUUGAGACACUACUGCACAUCUGUAGCCACUGGAAAAGCGUAGCGCAGGAUUAUGAGAAUAUAUGGUCCAAGGUAUACAUCACUCUUACUAACAUGCAUGACAUCGAAAAGUGGAAAGCGCGAAUCAGGAGAUGGCCUAUUCGAGCUUCGUUCCCGGUGCAUAUCAGCAUUCAAGACCAACGAGAUCGCAGCUUGUACUGGUUACUGAACGCUGGUACUACUCUUGACCAGCCUAAACCUCGAGGGGGUUUUCUAGCCCGUCUCAACGAUAUAGUCUCCUUAACUACAGAGCUCUAUACAAUCAUGUCCGACUGUAGACAUAAGAGCUUUCGGCUGGUGAUGCCGCCGUUCUUUCCCGAGAUGAUUCACUUACUUGAUGGCGAUGCGAAAGUGAUAGCCAGCUCUUACCUCAACAGAAUAUUUCCCACUGAGCUUCAUUUUCUCGAAUCUCUCGAGCUAGAAAAUGUUGGAUGGGUCAAACCGGCAGUCGGAGAUUCCAAUUAUUACCCCAAACUUCCACACAUAUUCAAAGGGCUUGGCAGCUCAUUUAAGAUGCUCCGCCUCUACAACUGCUUCCUUCCAAAGGUCCCAGACCUCGACAAGCCUUAUGAGCUGCAUCUCGAACAUUGCUUUCACUGGAAUCCACUACGCCAUAAAUGGGAGCCAGUCGGCCAGAAAAUUGACUUGUUUGACGUUGUGGAGCUGAAAGUUUGGACCUAUCUACAAACUUUCACUAUCGGUCCGCUCACCGCAAAUCUCGUUCCUUUCUGUCUGCCGUCCCUCCAUACAUUGGAAGUCAUACCUCUGCUUGGAGAGUUUGCAUACCCUGGUCAUCUCAUCGCCAGCUACGUGUUUUACCCAUUUCGCCCCUCGAUGCUUGCUAUCUACCCAAAGGCCGCUCCUGUAUGCUACUAA